Bicyclus anynana (squinting bush brown) is the source of this 2950-nucleotide messenger RNA. RefSeq names its product pyridoxal kinase (gene Pdxk). The record is from RefSeq and is a predicted model, not a curated record. The transcript is spliced from 5 exons. The coding region runs from base 39 to 938 and encodes 299 amino acids. Gene Ontology annotation, biological process: pyridoxal 5'-phosphate salvage. Gene Ontology annotation, cellular component: cytosol. NCBI's taxonomy places the organism in Eukaryota, Metazoa, Arthropoda, Insecta, Lepidoptera, Nymphalidae. Gene Ontology annotation, molecular function: pyridoxal kinase activity.
UACCUCUAAUACUUUGCAUUUGCAAUAAACAGGUAAAAAUGUCUUUAGACUCAACGCCAAAAGUUCUUUCCAUCCAAAGUCAUGUCGUCCAUGGAUAUGUUGGCAACAAGAGCGCUGUUUUUCCACUUCAAGUAUUAGGUUUUGAAGUGGAUGCCAUCAACACUGUGCAGUUUUCAACGCACACAGCCUACAAACACAUUAAGGGACCAAUUCUCAAAAAUGAAGACUUGGAGGAACUAAUUGAAGGGCUAAGAUUGAAUGAAGUUGAUUAUUACACUCAUUUUUUGACUGGAUAUUCAAGAUCUCCUGAUUCAUUAAAACAAAUUGCUCAGAUUAUCAAAAAGUUAAGACAGAAAAACCCCAAUCUAGUUUAUGUAUGUGAUCCUGUGAUGGGUGAUAAUGGUAAAAUGUAUGUACCAGACGACAUAUUACCAGUAUAUAGAGACAUAGUUGUCCCACUGGCAGAUAUACUUACGCCUAAUCAGUUUGAAGCAGAACUAAUAACUGGACUCAAGAUGAAAGACAUGGAUGGAGCACUCAAAGUCAUAGAUGCAUUACACGAUAAAGGAGUAAAGAUAGUGGUAUUGAGCAGUACAGAUCUAGGAAAUGGAGAAAAUAUUGUUGGCAUAGCCAGCAAUAAAGAUUCGUGUUACAAGAUCGAAAUGGCGAAGUUGAAUGCAAACUUCACAGGCACCGGGGAUCUGUUUGCGGCCCUCUUCCUGGCGUGGUUUCACAAAACUGAUAAUAACCUGAAAUUAACCCUUGAGAAGACAACAGCGACCUUGCAGCACAUUGUAAAAGACACCUAUGAUAAGGCAAGAGCUAUUCACACGACCGGCAAGAUACCGCCAGCUUUCAUUGAACUGCGACUCAUCCAAAACAAAGCGUUCAUAGAAAAUCCCAAUAUCACUGUAGACUGUACAAAAAUUAAAGGAUAAGAGGUAAACUUGAAAAUAAGUCUGGUAAGAGACCAUAGAAAUCUAAAUAAAAGUCAAUAGAAAUGGCGUGAACUCGUGAAAAGUAUCCUAUAACAUUCUUCAUAUUAUGAUCUCAAAGCGUGCGAAGUUUUAUUUGAAUUCAUUCAGUAGUUUCAGCGUGAUGUCCUCAACAAAAAACGCGGGCAGACAGACAGACAAAAAAAAUGGGUUUAGUGGCUAUAGUAUUGAUUAUAUAAUGCCCUCCAAUAAAAAAUGUCAAAAUAUCUUUAAUGGACAGAAUUACCUGUUACAGUUUUUUUAAAUACAUUUAGGGUAUAUAACCCGUUAUCAUGAAAACCGAGAUCCCGAAUGUAGAUAUUUCCGUGAUUAAAAUCCUAGAUCAUUAUAAUUUUUUUUUCGAUAGCGUGUGAGUUUGCUUGUGGUCAUUCUUGUUAUCGCUAUGCGAUUUCUUGUAUUGGAUACAUAAACGUCGCGGUGGUUUACAGACGCGGCCACGGACACGGUGUAUAUAUCCGAGAAUUCUCAGAUUAAAAAUGAAAGUUGUUUAUUUACGUACAUAGACUUUAACGACAAGCACCCUGUCCUGUCACUGGUUUUAACACGCGCGUUGUCAGUGCUAAUCAGCUAAUAUCUUUGUUAUUAUUUACUUUUUUAUGAAUGCCGAAAUCUCGGGAUCGAAAAAAAACUAGAGAUCAAAUUUUCUAAUUUUACAUUUAAAAAAAACCUCAAUCGGUCCAGCCGGGGAUCGCACCAUUGAUAAAAUGUACAAAUGUGCUACUGUAUAGAGUACCCUACGCCAUUUCUAUUGCCAGACAGAGAGACAAUAAUAUGUAUAUUAUUUUUUUUUUAUAAAUUUUUAAUAGUGUUUUGUAUUUUAACAUUGUUAAAAAUUUUAAAAAAAAUAAUAAAUAAAUUUUAGAGGAAAAAAAAUUUAAUUAUAUAAUAAAAAAAUAUCAAUUUUGUUAUUUAGUUCUUAAUGUAUCACAAAUUAUAUCAUCAUGAUUAUCAAAAACACAUUCAAAACUUCUUUAUAUAGAAUAUUUGUUCAUUUUAAAUUGUCAUGAUAUAUUUGUGUUUUUCGUUAUAUGUUAAGAAAAAAUAGUUAUGGUGAUAAGUAAAGUUUAAUAUAAAGAUGUUCUAUGAAAAUAUUUAAUGCUAUUGAUAAUUUUUACAUAUUACAUAAAUAUUAUAUGUGGAUAAAAUAUAUAGCUAGUUUUAAUAUACUUACUAUUAUAGUAAUAAUUUUGGUAAAAAAAUAUAUAUUAUAGAGAUUCAUAGUCAGUAUAUCAUAUGAUAUGUACCUACGAGUAUAAAGUUAAUUUAAAUUUUAAAUCAAAAUUUAAAGUAUUAUUUGCAUUUUGUCCAAAAUCAAAUUUAUAUUUUUUACAAGAAAACAUGAAAUAUUACAUUUUAUUGCAUUAUGCAGGUAGAUUUAAGUUUUAUUUAUCUAAAAGACCAACAGUAAGUCUUCCAAUAACAGAAUAAGGAUAGUCUGUGAUAUUUGAAUAUGUUAUUUUUAAUGCAUUUACUAUCUAUACAGGGUGCUCGGGAGUAUUUCCCAUAAUUUCAAAGUGUUGACGAGUCCACUUAUAGGAGUCAAACUGCGUAUCUAAUAUUUUAUUAUCUAAAAAAUAAAAACUUUUUAGGUUUUCAUACAAAGUAAUUCAAAUAAUUCCGACUAUCCAUGUAAUACACUUUAUCUAUCCUUGCAUUUUAAAAUACGUCAAACUUGGCUACGUCAUAAUUACAAAGAUGCGUUUAUGGGACAUAUUUUAAGAUCUAUUUACAAAAUAUAUGUUAUUUACCCCGAAAAUAUUUAUUUUAAAACACAUGUUCCUUGAACAUUUUAAAUUAAUUUUCGGUAAAGAAAAUUAACCCUAGAGUUAAGGGAAAUACUCCCGAGCAACCUGUAUAAUAUGAUUGAAUUGAUGUGAUUUAAUUUUAUUUUGAACACCAAAUGAAUGUUGUACGCUUUCAAGUUUUGACACAAUAAAAGUAUCUUUAAUAUGCAA